AUGGCGACUGUUCAUUUUUCAUCCAUAUUUUGCCGGAUGUCUUUGGGAUUGAUUUUUACAUUUUUAUUUCCUUUACAUCUGUCUCCAUCACUUUUUUUCUUUCUUUCUUUUUUUCUUAAGAGUUUGUUUUUUUAUAGCCUUUGUUAUAUUUUUUAUUUUUAUUUUUCGAACUUUCCUUUUUCUUCUCGCACUUUUUUCUUCUUUUCUUUCACGCGCUUUUUUCUUCUUUUCUUUCUUUUUCGUUACUUCUUUGUCGCCUGUAUUAGUUUUUUAUUAACACGCUUUUUUUUCUUUUUAUUCUAUACUUUUUUGUUUCACUUUCUUUCUCGACCUUUUUUAUUUCUUUCUGUUUUUUGUUUUUGCUUUACAUGGCCUUUCUUGUUAUUAUCCGAAUAUUUCUUUCUUUCUUUCUUUCUUUCUUUCUUUCUUUCUUUCUUUCUUUCUUUCUUUCUUAUUCUUAAAACUAUCUUCCUUUUCUUCUACCUUUUCCUUCCUUCCUUCCUUCCUUCCUUCCUUCCUUCCUUCCUUCCUUUCUUCCUUCCUUCCUAUUCUUACUCCUAUCCUGAUUUACUGUUUCUAUCUUUACUCACUUUUCCCCGUCAAUUUCUUUAUUUCUUUCAUUCAUUCUUUCUUUUUUUUCUUUUUGAUUUUUCCAUUAUUUCAUCCGUGUUUUCUUUUGACAAUCUGGCAAUAUCAUAUCUUUUUUUUCUUUCUUUCUUUUUUUUUUCGGCUUAUAUCUGCUUUAUUCUUUCUUUCUUUUCUCACAUUUUUCUUUCUUAA
Molecule: messenger RNA, 780 nt
Organism: Acanthosepion pharaonis
Lineage: Eukaryota; Metazoa; Mollusca; Cephalopoda; Sepiida; Sepiidae
Source: the annotation of a GenBank genome assembly